UAAUUGUUUUGGCAUCCCCAAAUUUUCAUCUGUCAAAUUUUAUUGUCGCAAAAAUUUCAGUCAUAUUUUUGUAAAAUAUUACGUGAUCUAAAACAAUAUAAAAAAAUAACAUAUCAAUUCGUAAUCCCCGUGUUAGUCGCCGUUUGAUCCGGCGGUGGUUACCCAACUGCCGGUGCCCGUCGGUUUGCAUAAAUGAAUGAUGUCGUUGAGGUCGAAGGCCCUGGCACUGGUGGAAGUGUUACUCAGGGUUCCACCGUUGUUUGUGGUGGAUGAAUUCCUGAAAGCAAGCCUGGGCGUGCCGUUGUCCACCGGCGAGGAGGUGCCGAUGCUGUCAUCUGUGUCCGUAGACGGAGAGAUCCUCGAAAAUGAUUCCGUCUACUACGACGCCCAUUUCUACAACGCGUUUAUAUAUCUGCUGGUGAAGUUCGCCAUAUGCUGUCUAGGAUGCCUGUCAGCGCUCUGCAUAUUCGUGCUGUACACGAAGCAUCUAAUCAUCGUGUACCUCUAUCUCAUGUCAAUAGGCCUAGUCUUUAUCUCCUACUGGACGAAUGUGUCCGCCAUCAAGCAAAUACAAACACUAUUGGAUGCCGAUUCUGCGCACCACUCUACAAGCAUAUUAGAAGAUUUACUUAAUUUAAACAUAAGGAAUUUACUUGAUCUCGAAGGCCCGGGAAUUCUGGUCAUACAAAACUUAGCAAUACAGUUCCUGCUGGCCAUCCUAUUCAGAAAUGUUCACCUCGGACCCCGGCAGCCAAAAAUACAGAAGUUCUUACCGAUGAGCUUCAUGGCACCCUCCUUUUUCGCAAUGAUACCGUUACCACCGAACCUUUUGCACCAUUCUCCAGCUUUUUCAACGUUACUGCCACUAUUUCUCGUGAAAUACGUACUCUGGUCAUCGAGCUAUGACGUCGCUCAAGUGAUUUACGCAGGAUAUCAGCACGGAAGGCUAUUCAUAAGCCAUAAUGGCCUAUCUGCGUUAGUUGAAACCGAAUGGAUGCGUUUGAACGUGCCAUGCGUACUUAGGGUGUUCUGGGUGAUGCGUGUGGCAGAACACGCAAUAUUAUUACUAAUGGAAAGUUAUGACGAAGUCGCCGAUGAAGGAUUGAAGGUCUCGACUUUGAUAGCCGUGCAAUCGCUCGCGUCGUUGGCCAAAUCGUUGCUGGUGACGGGGUGCGAGACCAUAACGGCCGUGCUCGGGAUGACGUCGGUCAUCUCGUUCUUCUGCCACUACAUCGGGAAUUUCUUCCAAUGGAUUCUCCUCACGGAAGAGGAGGAGGACAAGAGUAUCGGCACGGUUUCAGCCAUACUGUUUUAUAUUCUAGCGUUGCAAACAGGAUUGACGUCUCUGAACCCCGAGAAAAGAUUCAUCAGACUGUGCAGAAAUUUCUGUUUGCUCUUCACUGCCCUCUUACACUUCUUGCACAACAUUGUCAAUCCAAUGCUGAUGUCUCUAAGCGCAUCGCGUAAUCCGAGCACACAUAGACACGUCAGAGCACUGGGCGUUUGCGCAUUUCUCAUCAUGUUUCCCAUAACGCUGCUGGUUUAUCUAUGGUCACAACAUUCCAUAUCCACGUGGCUCUUAGCCGUAAGCGCUUUCAGUGUAGAGGUAAUAGUCAAAGUCGUAGUCAGCCUGAUGAUUUAUUCGUUAUUCCUAAUCGACGCUAACAGAAAUACAUUCUGGGAGCAGUUGGACGAUUAUGUGUACUACAUAAGAGCUUUCGGGAACACUAUAGAGUUCUGUUUCGGGAUAUUCUUGUUCUUCAACGGAGCUUGGAUCUUGUUGUUUGAAUCCGGAGGGGCGAUUCGGGCGGUGAUGAUGUGUAUACACGCGUAUUUCAACAUCUGGUGUGAGGCUCGAGCCGGUUGGUCUGUGUUCAUGAAGCGGCGCACGGCCGUCAACAAGAUCAACUCGUUGCGCGAGGCCUCAGCGGACCAACUGCACCGAUUGGAUGACGUGUGCGCUAUAUGCUACCAAGAGAUGCACUCCGCGAAGAUAACGAGGUGCAACCACUUCUUCCACGGCAUGUGCCUCCGAAAGUGGUUGUACGUGCAGGACAGGUGUCCGCUAUGCCACGACAUACUAUAUAGAUUAGACAAUAAGGAGAAUUCAGAGGCUGGGAAUGAGGAGAAUAGCAACAACCAAAACUUGCUGCUCGAGGAGGAACCGGACCAGGCGGACCUCCUCCUCAACGAGGGCGUGAGAUGACUGAACAAUGACGACUACUACAAUCUAGUAUGAUAUCAAGUUUAAAACUCGAUUUAUCAGUGGUAUUUUUUAUUUGUAUAGUAAGUUAUUGUUCUUUAAAUGUAUUUUGAAUCAGUGGGUUACUGUGAUUUAAGGUUUAAAUUCUGUCUUGUGAUGUAUGGGUGUAUCGUUAUUAUUCAGUGUGAAGAUUUUAGUGUUAAGGUCUAUGUAGGUGUGCUAUACGCUUGGAUUGUCGACGCGUUGUUAACGUUUCCUAUUAAUUUUUAAAAAAAAUUGAUACAAAAAAUCACUGUGCACCAGCUAACAGACAAACAUUCGAAAGGGACGCGAAGCUAUUUGUAAAUAUUUAUGUCGUUUAGAAAUAGCUUUUGAUAUACUUAACAAGCUUACGUGGAAAAAGUAUAAAAAUUGCAAUUUUUUUUCAUAAAACUGUAAAUAAACUAUUAUUUUAGUGUAAUAGGCACACGACUUUUAUUUCGGUGCAAUUUCAAAAAACAAUGUGAAGGGUGUUAUGAAAUAAAAACACAAUCAAGAUUAUCGCAACA
Pararge aegeria (speckled wood butterfly) is the source of this 2751-nucleotide messenger RNA. It is a transcript of the gene Trc8, whose product is annotated as protein TRC8 homolog. NCBI's taxonomy places the organism in Eukaryota, Metazoa, Arthropoda, Insecta, Lepidoptera, Nymphalidae. Gene Ontology annotation, biological process: ERAD pathway. Gene Ontology annotation, molecular function: ubiquitin protein ligase activity. The coding region runs from base 197 to 2206 and encodes 669 amino acids. The record is from RefSeq and is a predicted model, not a curated record. The transcript has 2 exons. Gene Ontology annotation, cellular component: endoplasmic reticulum; endomembrane system.